AUGUCGAUCCCUGUGUUCAAACCAUUCACGCAUUUUGGCGACUGUUAUCUCACAGCUACCGAUGCCUUCUGUGUGGCUACAUAUGGCCACCGAGUCAUCACCACUCCUAACAUGAAGUUCAUUCCUCAACCUUUCGACAACGAAUCCGAUAUAAUUCAAGUGCGGGCAGAUGGCAGAUAUUGGGCCAUGGAUCCUUUUCAGUGGCCACAGAUGUACAAUGACCUGUACGCUCGAAGUUUCGCAAUCCCACGCCGGGAAGCCUAUCUGGACGACGCAAGCAUGACAUAUGCGUGGUUCAGGGCAAAUUUCUCAAGCGACUUCGUGCCCCUGGCUGCGGGUAGUCUUUUUGGUCAGCUCAAGACGGACAUUCUCGGCCAUCUCAAGCGAUUGUACGAGAAGGCCAACAAGUGGGUUAGCAGCUACAAGAUCGCAAGGAUGCAUAAAGAGGAUCAUGUUGUUGGGUGGGUGCAUGUGAUGCAUGCCGUCUAUGAGCACUUCCAGCAAGCUAUGGCCUGGCGCGACAUUGUCAUUGUCGUUGCUGAAUAUCAGCGCCGAUUUCUUGAUAUCUGGGCGGUUCUAGACUUCUACGAAGUAAUCGAGCCCCGCAUGCGAUUCGUCGACACUACCCAUAAGGUUGACCCUAAAUGGAUGGGGUGUUUCACUCAAGACGUCGCUAUCGCCACAAAGGUACAUGCUGCUGGAGUUCCUGUCUGGCUUAUUCGCGAUGCUAGACUCAUCCCCUCAAAUAUGAACAUUGUUAAAGUUGUCUCGUUCACACCACCCGAUGACCUUGUCAUCGGCAUGUAUCAUGAUCCCCUCAAACUCUUUGCUCAGCCCUUCAACAUCAUUGCUAGAGGUCCGAGUAAUUGCCAGCAUCAUGAGGCCGCGCGUCAGCCGUAUUCCAACUUUGAGAAGUUGCCCGCUCCAAAACCUCAAGUUGAAUUGGUCAUGACGGAGUCAUUGGUAGGAAAGGCUCCCGUACACAAAGGGAAGGCGAAAAUGAAAGUAAAGCUUGCGCCGUACAAUAUAACCGCUCCUCGUCAGAACAAAGCUGCAUCUGGCUGCGAUAAAUGGUCUAACAUAGAUCACCCUUACAUGCCACCUAUGAAUUCUUUCUUCAAGAUAGCUUUGGAGGAAGCCAAGAAAGAAUUCCUCCGCAUCAAGCAUCCCAGGGACCAAAUGGACGACGGUUACUCGCUUCCCGAUCCGGGAUUGUUCGUCAAUGUUCUUUCCCCGCAAUCAUUGAUGAAGUACCUUGCCAACUGGCUGGCAUGCCGCCCAACCUGGCUGGAACGUGUCUACGAGGAAAGCCCUCGCCCUCUUCCUCGGGCCCAGAACUGGCGCGAUGUUUUGAUAUCUCAGCACACUCAGGAUCCUUCUAACACUCAGAUAUUUGGUAAGACCAGCAGGUCGAAAGCAACUACUGCUAUGCUCUUUCCAAAGGAAGUCACAGUACUGCGGGCCUUGUGGACAGGACCUACAAAUGUUCAUUGGCGCAAAAAGGACAUAGCUAUCUCCAUGCUCGACAAUCCCCCCGCAGAUCUCGUACGUCAAAUCGUGUACGAAAUCUGUGAGCAAAGCUUCCAAUAUGAACUUCUUGACCUUGAUGAACAUCUUGGGUGCGAUGCACGUAAGGACAAGGAGGCGAGGAAGGAAAGGAUGGAACUUCUUCGUAGUAUUUUCCCAUCAAAGUCAUUGAGAGUUUGGAACAGGGACUUUCCUCAAGAGAAUGACGGACUUAAUGCGCCAUCUUUCGACGCUGCUUUGCCAUACUUUGAAAGUUUCCGUAAGGUGUUGUCAACGUGGGAGCACUUUCCCAAGUCCCUCGAUCAGCCUCUCGAUGCUACCGGACAGCACAAGCUUUAUUCUCAUGUUGAUACUGCCAUCCAGCGACGCAAUCCUACGAUACGAAAACUUGUUUCUUUGUACAAUGGCCUAUGCGCGGACCUUAGUGCUCUCAUCAGACAAUGCUGUAGUCCUCCCAAUGUCAUAGCACCCAACCCUAUCUCUCCUGCUGGUAUUUUCGAUCUUGAUAUUGAUGCUGACAUUUGGCAGGACAUCGGACUCGAUGAUGAUGUGCUGGAACCCCCUGAUUGGUUAGCUGAUGAGGACACUCGCGCUGCAAUCAAACUGGUGCUCGAGAUUGACCGGUGCAACAAGGAAGAGUCUUGUGUGAAGGUUGAGCGCUGUGCUCUGCAAGAGUGGGCCAUUGUUGAGUGGGAUGCUCUACAGAGAGCCCGCGCACAUGCAAGUCAUGAUCAAGUACUUGUCUAUCACAUGGAUCGUCGUGCUCAACAUUUCGUUACCCUUGUACUUGGGUGGCAGAUGAAGGUUCAUCCCAUUCCAUGUGCGUGGCCUAUGCCUGACAGCUGGGGACCGUCACGCACUGAACUUCCUAAUGGGACACACGUGGUGUGCCCUGAUGCUAAUGAUGAUGGAGAUGAUCGAGGGGAGGAUUGA
This is a messenger RNA of Suillus discolor, 2460 nucleotides long. RefSeq lists its product as uncharacterized. The record is from RefSeq and is a predicted model, not a curated record. NCBI's taxonomy places the organism in Eukaryota, Fungi, Basidiomycota, Agaricomycetes, Boletales, Suillaceae. The transcript has 5 exons. The coding region runs from base 1 to 2460 and encodes 819 amino acids.